AUGAGAAUCAAACAAACAUCAAGUAAGACAUGGAAGAAUGCUCUAAAACCUAUACUAGCUAGAACCCACGUUAAGAAGAUGAUUGAUGAUGAAAAGGAGUUGAUUUUGAUUCUUGAUCCAAGUAUCGAGGACUCAAAUGGAGAAUCAAUCAACGAAAUUGCAACUCUGGCUGUUAACAAUGUCACUGAAAUUGUCAAGGAAGAUCAUUUGGGUGCUAGGAGGGUUUUCAAGUUUCAUUCCGUAGAGUCUGCCGAGAAGACAAGAAAAGAAAUCGGGGAUAUAAACACUGAGGAGUUAGAAAAAAAAAGCAACAUAUUGUUGAAGAAGUUGAAGAUAAUUCAUAGUAGAAAGAGAGUAAGAAGAAGAGAAGUGAUGAUGGUGACCGAAUUGAGAAGAAGCAGCAGAGAGAAUUUGUCUCCAGUAAAAGAAAAGCUGAGAAGAUAG
This is a messenger RNA of Vicia faba (fava bean), 444 nucleotides long. The record is from the annotation of a GenBank genome assembly. Lineage: Eukaryota; Viridiplantae; Streptophyta; Magnoliopsida; Fabales; Fabaceae.